AUGAACGCCUCAGGCUCUGCACAGAGCGGCGGCACCCCCCUCACCUCCCAGGGGCGGUUUGAAGGGGGUAUGACAUCAGGAAGCAGAAGAUUUAAUAGAGGUUUUGCUGCUCGAGGUAGUGGUGCUGAUAAUGCAAAUUCUCGCUUCUCUGGGGCUUUCUACGGCAGACCUCGCGGCCGUUUUGGGGCUCCUGGGCAGCGGAGGGGCUACAGGGGGAGAGGGGUAGGGCGGGGAGGUGCUGCUGCUGCUGCUGCUGCUGCUGCAUCGGCCGCUACAACAGCGACGACACCCGGAACAGCAACAACAGCAGCAGCAACAACAGCAGCAGCAGCAACAACAACAACAGCAGCAACAGCACCAGCUGAUAUCCGAAGGAAGGGCAUAUGCAGUGUCUGCGGGGAAGGUGAUGGUAAGUAUAAAUUUCGCUGCUGCGGCAGCCGCUUCUGCAGCACUAGCUGCUAUAAGCAGCACACGGAGACACCGUGUGAAGGCAAACAAAACGUGAAGAACUCUCUGGCAGUAGAAGAAGCAGAAAAAACAAAAAAGAAAUGCACUGGGGGCGUCGUAGGGCCCACCGGAGGCCCUCCCCUCUCCGGUGUCUAUUCAGCUGUACAUACAGCUGAAGAUUCAAUUGCUCAAACAUGUUUAAACAAUACAGCAGAUAACUUCAACAGCACCAGCUUUGAUGCUGCAGAACUGCAGCAGCAACAGCAGCUGCAUCUGCAGCAGCAGCAGCAGCAGCAGGAAGAGGGCCCACAGGACGCAGAUGAUACGUCCGACAGUUCAGAGGGGCACUCCACUGAUACUUCUGUCUCUGAAGAUGAAGCUGAGAAUAUGCAAGAAAUUAAGAAAGAAAGAUACAGACAACAGACACCGCAGGCGUUCAUAGAGCGAGCGUUUGGCUGUCUCUCUGCUGCUGAACGUGCAGCUAUUCAAAUCUUCUCCUCGCGCCCAGAGCUGCACGAUAUUAAUUUGCAGUCUUCAAUUCGUACGGUGGUUUCUGCAGCAGUUCAAAGCCCAGCUGCAGGUUUCAGCGUUUUGUAUGAAAUGCUGCAGCGGGAGAGUUUUAGAUCGUUUGCUGAGGAAUUAAUGGAGGUAAUAGAUGAAAAAAACGAAAAGAAAAAAGAAAAUAAAGAAAAAACUGAUAUUAAUUCAGCUCAAACUUUGCAAAUUCAUGCACAAAGAUGCAUCAAUGCUGCAGGCGAACGCCGAAACUGA
Molecule: messenger RNA, 1218 nt
Organism: Eimeria acervulina
Lineage: Eukaryota; Apicomplexa; Conoidasida; Eucoccidiorida; Eimeriidae
Exons: 2
Coding region: 1-1218 (405 amino acids)
Source: RefSeq, a predicted model, not a curated record